Messenger RNA from Linum tenue, 1324 nucleotides. NCBI's taxonomy places the organism in Eukaryota, Viridiplantae, Streptophyta, Magnoliopsida, Malpighiales, Linaceae. The record is from the annotation of a GenBank genome assembly.
GCUCUCGCCUGUCAUCUCUCGUCUCGUCUCUCGAACCAGAAACACGACGACCCCUCAGAAAACCGAGUUAGGGAUCCUGAGUGGACUCGCUCGUCAGCUGAUCCAUUCAUAGUUGCAACUUGCAAUCUUCCUUCACACUCUACUUCUUCUUCUCUUCCUCCACAGAUGUCACAUUCAAGGGAAGGAAGGCGUGGACCCUCGAAGUCUCCCUCACCACGUCCCUCGGCGGCUUCUUCUCCUAGAGCUCGAAGGUCAAGAUCAUUGUCCCGGUCACGAAAAAGUCGCUCCAGAUCAAGAAAUAAUCUCUAUGUGACUGGUCUAUCCACUAGGGUUACCUCCAGUGAUCUUGAGAAGUUCUUUGCUAAGGAAGGGAAGGUGGUGGAGUGCAAUCUGGUGCUUGAUCCUCGCAGCAAGGAAUCCCGUGGAUUUGCUUUUGUCACCAUGGAAACCACCGAGGCUGCUGAGCGCUGUAUCAAGUACUUGAACCGUUCUGUGCUUGAAGGACGAUUGGUCACAGUGGAAAAGCAGGUUUGCUAUGUGUAACUUCAUCAUCGAAUUCACCAUCUAAGCUCUCCUAAACAGUUGAACCCCAUCAUCCCUUCCGCAAUCACCACGAUAUGAGUUCCGCAUCGACUUGUUGAAUUCCCCGUCGAUAUUGAUUCAAAUCGAUCAACUGUAUUUGCGGAGGGUUGUUUAUCUUCCCUUUUCAUCGUUAGUAAAAAGCUAAAAGGUCUCGUGGCAGGACACCAACUCCCGGGAGGUAUCAAGGUCUGAGAGAGCGACGAGGACGUGGUAGUCAGAGGCGCUCGCGUAGCUACUCGCCUCGUAGACGUGACCACCGAGAGCGAGAGAGGGAUCCAUACCCAAGGGAUCGACGAGGCAGAUCGCGAUCUCCUUCUGGAAGAAGGAAAGAUGAUCAUCAUGACUCGCAUAGGAGGCACAGGGAAACUUCACCCUCAGCAGAUCGGAGCCACCGUAGGUAGGUAGACAGACAGAUGACCGGUGGGGUUAAGAUGAAAGAAUCAUCCCCUACCUACCGAGCUACUGCUAUAUCCAGUCUUGUUUACUCUGCUCAUCUUAUCAGGAUCCAAUUUAUUGGGGGAAGCCCUUAAGAGUUAAGACCAACUGGGUUUAGGUUAUGUUUGUAUACUCAUUUUGUAUCCGUAGGAUCUUGGCGAAGCUUUGUAUCUCUUCUGUUCAUCAUCUGCAGUAGCUCUAUCAUCUAACUUGGGGAUUUCUGGUUAUUUUCUUCUCUUCAUCCUCCUUGCUACGAGGCUUGGAUGAUGGUUAAUAUGAUUAACGCAGAGCAGUAAAUUCUUAAUAA